AUGGAGCCCUCCUCACCACCCACCAACAUCAAGGCUUUAAAUCAAAACGGCAACCUCAACAAUCGCGGGACGUAUCAGCAAGUGCUGUUGAACAACACUGGAAGCCCAAAACCCUCAACUCCUCAAUCUCAUAGCAAACAGAGUAACAAACAACAAAAUAAGCAAUCAUCAUCCACACCCCUAGGUUCAGUUGCAGGCAUGAAAUACUCUCCACCCUCAUCAUCGGGCAGAAAGGUAAGCCCAAUAUUGCCCAACUCCAAUGAUCCUCCAAACUCUCCACCUCCACCACCAAUCAUUGUUGUAGGUGAAGAGGAUCUCAACCUUAGUAGCUGCUCGGAUAACGAAAUUGUCAAUCCUGCUCUUGUUCAGAAUCUCCACAACGGAAUUCAAGCUUCCGAUUCCAGCUCAACCACGAGUAACAAUGAGGAAGAAAUUUCAUUCACUUCACCAUUGUACAAGCAAGCACAACCAAUUAUUAAUAUUUGUGGACAACCAGGAUUGCCCGGCUUUCAAAAUGGUGAUAUCAUCGAGGCGCGAUUCAGUGAUAUUCAAGGCAUCUUGAUGCUUCCAAAGGAUGAUUUUAUUGGCGACUCCUCCUUCGUUGUGGCUGAGCAACACCAAAUACGGCUUGUGAACAUGAAACAAAUGAACGUAUCAACCUUCUACUCAACCCAACUGCAUAGUCCACGUGGCAUGGCAAUUUACAAGGGAUCCAUCCUCGUAUGUGAUAGCCAACAACAUAAAAUUAAGAUGAUUUCAUUGGAUGGCAGAAGAAUGACCACGUUUGCCGGAACUGGACAUCGUGGCUGCUCCAUUGGCAGGGUGAGCGACGUGCUGUUUGAUACUCCCACUGCUGUGUGUGUAGUUGGAGAGAAUGUGUUUGUUGCAGAUACUGGAAAUCAUCGAAUUGUUCGAAUUAAUAAUGGAUUUGCUUCGAAUGCAGCCGGUACUCCAAAAACACCAGGUUUUCUCGAUGGAAAGGUUCAAAAUACUCUUCUCAAUUCGCCUACUGACAUUAUUGCCAAAGACAACGUUUUAUAUGUGAACGAUUUUGGUAAUUUUCGAAUUAGACAAUUGUUUACCAACUACAGCGACAUGAGAACUGUCAUCGAGAGCACCGAAAAGAUUUAUGCCAUGUCUGUGAAUUCAGAUGGAGAGCUUGUAUUAGGAACUCACAAUACUCUUUACAAGUACAACCUUGAGACGAAGGAAAGUUCUUCAAUCUUAUGUGAAACGCCUGAACCAAUCAAAAAGGUCAUAUGUGCUUCCCGAAAUAUGUAUUUGGUUGCUUGUGCAAACUCUAUUCAUGGUGUUGAAGAUCAAAAACCAAGUACCAAUAUCAGUACAUCCAUGCUUGACCUCAAGCAUUUAUCUAGAAAGUUGAAGGCUACUCAAAAUUUUUCAUUUAAUGCCUCGAUACAAGAAAGCUGGAACAAUGAAAGUACCUUUCAAAAACCAUCCUAUUUUGAGCUCAUUUAUUGUUAUGAGCAAGACUUGUUGGAAAUAUUUAGCUAUUACUGUAACAAUGUCACUCACACAUUUAUGGAUGUGAAUGAAAUGACCAGCAAUCAAUUUUUGAGAUUGGCAAAAGAUUGCAAAAUAGUGGACAAAACAUUCAAUUCAAAUGCAGUAUUUCUCAUUUACGAAGAAUCAACGAAAUACUCUCCAACAUUUAAGAUGAACUUUGACGAUUUUUUGAACGCUUUAGCGUUUAUAGCAAUUAGGAAGUAUUCAAAAAUUCAAAUUAACAAUAUUUCUGACAUGGCCAAACAUGAUGACGAUGUUAAAGUUCUUUUAAGAAAACUCCUUUUCGAGCACGUGUUACCAAAUUCUGGAAAGCUUAUCCAAGAUCCUACUCCGUCAGAAUUAUCAGAUCCCUCUGUUAAUUCAUUGUGGAGUGCUCAACAAGAUCAUCUUUACAAAAUAUUCAUGUACUAUACCCAAAAGAAGAGAUCUCACAAAGAAACCUUACAAUGGGUACAUUAUAAUAAGGGCCUUCACACUCUAAAUGUUGACGAAUUUUUCAUGUUUUGCUCCGAUUUUGAGAUAUUUCCUCAAUUCUUUUCCAAGAUUCAACUUGCAGGAAUGUUUACCUCGUGCUGUAAAACUCAUAAUGAACAUAUAUCUGAACAUGCUUCCAAGGAGGGUCGUUUAAUGACAUUUGUAGAGUUCUUGGAGUGUCUAGGAAGAAUCGCUCUUGCAAAGUACAGCGAAUCACCUUUGUGUGAUGUGUACAAAACUCCUCGUCAAAAGAUUGAAGGAUUACUGGAGCAUAUGCACCUCUCUGAGGGUAGGAAAUUUUUUGCUGCCCAACUCGGCAACCGUUUGUUCAACAAUGUGGAAUCACCAAUGAAGAAACAACUCGUUCAACAGAUGAAACAGUCAUACUUGGGACGUAACCCUCAACGAUCCAAACUUCAAUAUUCAGAUUUUUCAUUCGCAAAACAAAAAUUAAAGGACAAGGACUCGAUCGAUAUUUCAUUAAGGAGGAUGGCAGAAGAACAAGAACAUUCAGAAACGAAAUGUAAUGCAAAAGAUGUUGUACUGUACCUGGCUUCCAAAUCGGAUGAUGAGACAUCUUGGAAGUUCAUAACUUCAGGAGAAUUGAGCCUAAGUUUCUCUAAUGUGCUGUCGUUUGUGGAUCAAGAAGGUAACUGUUUGUUCAAAAUUCCUCUCUCCAGCGAUGGCCUUCCUGUAAUUGAAGAAAAAGAAUUAUUCCAUAUUUUCAGAGAUGGAGUACUAGUGGAUGACCAAAGUAUUUAUGCUAUACAAUUCAGUUCCAAAGCUUCCUCAGAUACAUUUGAGAAAGAAUAUGAAACUAUAGUGCAAGAAGAAAAGAGAAACGUGUUCACUUCGUCUCCCUUUAAAAACGUUUCCUUAUUAGUCCCUAAUGUCAGUACCCCUAAGAAAUCUAAAGACUUGCUGAAAGUACCUUCUACAUCCUCGUCAUCAUCGGGAGUUGUUAACACUCCUAACAAGAGUGUUGUGAGUGGAGGAGCUAGCAACAAUUCCACACAGCGUUCACAGCCUCGCUCCCAAACACGCCCAGAAAAGAACAGCCCCAUGAGGAGUCAGUCUGGAGUUAGCCCUAUUGCCAUGCUCGCGCACAAUUCGAAUCGAAUAGCCCUACCAUCAUCGUCACCAUUGCUAACCAGUCAUCUGCAUAGAACUCCUCCUUCUAAUAACACUCCUGGAAACAAUAGUAAGAUUUCCUUAUCACCUUCAAAAUCUCUUUCAGAUUUGUCGAGUAGUGACAUGAAUGCACUACUUACUUCCAAACAACAAUUACCUUCAACUUUGCACAGAGAGAUGGGAAUUUUAACGGUUCAAGGAAUGACCUUAAACAAGGGUGACUGUAGUACAUGGUCCAGUCAUGAUAUUCGCAAAUUAUUAACCACACCCAAAACGAAUGGUGGUGUCGGACUCGUGGCAGAACAAAUCGCUGAUUUUACGCUGUAUGGUAGCGAUUUUGAGACCAUUGUCGAUGCUCUCGUUCGUUUCGAAGGAGAUGACGAAGCCAAAAUUGAGCAUGCUUGUACACAGAUUUUUGUAGAUAAUUUGAGCAUGCGCAUAAGACAGCCUAUCGUCAGAUGGAUCUUUCAAACGUUGUUGAAGAAGGUUUAA
This is a messenger RNA of Naegleria fowleri, 3624 nucleotides long. RefSeq lists its product as uncharacterized. The transcript has 2 exons. Lineage: Eukaryota; Heterolobosea; Eutetramitea; Acrasida; Naegleriidae. Bases 1 to 3624 code for a protein of 1207 amino acids. Gene Ontology annotation, molecular function: tubulin binding. Gene Ontology annotation, biological process: microtubule polymerization. The record is from RefSeq and is a predicted model, not a curated record.